Messenger RNA from Bactrocera neohumeralis, 3909 nucleotides. RefSeq names its product major facilitator superfamily domain-containing protein 1-like. The coding region runs from base 1136 to 2581 and encodes 481 amino acids. Gene Ontology annotation, biological process: transmembrane transport. Lineage: Eukaryota; Metazoa; Arthropoda; Insecta; Diptera; Tephritidae. The record is from RefSeq and is a predicted model, not a curated record. Gene Ontology annotation, molecular function: transmembrane transporter activity. Gene Ontology annotation, cellular component: lysosome. The transcript is spliced from 8 exons.
UUAAAAGAGAGGCAAUAAAAACUGGUUAUAGUAGACAAUUUUAGCUGCAUCAUAAUUAAUAUUAUAUUUUUAAAUAUAUGUAUAUUACUGGUUGGAAUAUUUUUAAACUAUUUUAUUUCCCAAAAACCCCAUCUCAUUAUUAGUUAACAACGAGGUUUCGUCGCGCAUAGUAUAAAAUAUAAUACACCAAAGUAGUUGUGCUCGCUUGUUUUUUUUAUAGUGCGCGUUGUUGUUCCUUUGUUCGUGUCCCACAUAUGUAAACGCGUGUGUAUACAAAUUUCUAAGUGUUAGCGCGCUGCCUUUGACUCGAUCAUCCAGCAAAGUCUGUAUUGUAUUAUCGAAAGGAAAUAAUGCGGGUCUAAGUCCGCUAAGUGUACAAUUGUGCCGAUUAGAAGUGGAAAGCAUAUUGUGAAGCGUAAACAAACCUAUUCGUAUGCAUGCUCCCAAGCGUAGUUCGACUUAACAUACACAAGUAGCCCGUCUCCAGAGCGGUCAAAGUUUCAAGUGCGUGACAUUAACAACUUCUCCAUAGAUAUAUUAAAAUUUAUUCACAAGGAAUGGUUAUAUCUUUCUUUUUCGUAUGAUUUUCUAAUUAUUGAUUUGUGCUGGCUUUAUUGUUUGUGUGUUAAUGUUGGUGAAUCACAAUCACAAAACAAUAACGCCCCUCAUCACACUCUAAAUCAACGAAUAUAAAUGAAUAAUUAAUAUAAUAAUCAGUUGUUAAAAUAAGUAAACGCAUAGAAGUCGGCCAUAGAGGCAUUGAUAAGAAUUAACAAAUCGGCAUAAACACCAGAAGCGAAUAUAAAACAACGAAACAACCCUCUUCCCUCUAGGAAGUAGUAGUAGUUUGGAAGAAAAACUUUGCAAGCGUUAAUUGAUUGCAGCAUCCAUACGCUCUACUGUCGACACAGUCGAGAUAAGUGCUUACAGCUGUGCACAUCACAGCUGGAAAUAUUGCAAUCGAACAGUUGCAUUAAAUUAGCGCGCUGUCGCAAUUACACGAACGUCUCACCAUUUGUGCAAAGAUAAUCUAAAAAUAAAUCUAUUGUGAAAAUUUGUAUAAUCCAAAAAUAAAAAAAAAUUAAUUUAAUACAAAAGCGCGCAAUUAAUUAGAAGAACGUAAAUUCGCGUAAAAAUGCCUACUUCGACAGAUGAUGCCCUGCCAAUAGUGGAGAAUGAGGAGGCGCGUCCACCAUCGCCUGCCUCAGUGGCACGGCGCAGUCCUCAGGACAACGAGUUGGAUCUGCAACCCAGCGGUUGUGGUUCGUCGAUGUGCUGCAACCCUACCAGCGGCGUGCAUCGUUUCAUUGCCUUGAUUUUUAUGUGCCUGCUUGGAUUUGGUUCCUAUUUUUGCUACGACAACCCCGGCGCACUACAGGAGGUCUUCAAACAUGAUCUCAACAUCACCACCACCGAAUUCACGCUCAUCUAUUCCAUCUACUCGUGGCCGAAUGUGGUGCUCUGUUUCAUUGGCGGUUUUCUAAUUGAUCGCGUCUUCGGCAUACGUCUCGGCACAAUCAUCUAUCUAUUCAUUUUACUUAUUGGUCAAUUGAUAUUCGCCUCGGGUGGCCUUUUGGGCACAUUUUGGAUAAUGAUUGUGGGACGUUUCAUAUUCGGUAUCGGUGCUGAGUCGUUGGCUGUGGCACAAAACAAUUACGCUGUGCUCUGGUUCAAGGGGAAGGAAUUGAAUAUGGUGUUCGGUUUGCAAUUGUCCGUGGCGCGUUUUGGUAGCACUGUGAAUUUCUGGGUCAUGCAACCGAUAUAUGACUAUGUAUCGAAAUUCUAUACGGAUCAUAGAGCAAUUGGUGUGGUGUUGUUGCUGGCGGCUGGCACAUGUGUCUUGUCACUUUUGUGCGCUCUGAUUUUGGGCUGGAUGGACAAACGUGCCGAACGCAUUUUGCAACGUAACACCAAUCCUUCCGGUGAGAUUGCCAAGCUCAGUGAUGUCACUACAUUCAAGGUCAGCUUUUGGAUGGUCUCAAUUAUCUGCGUGGCCUAUUAUGUUGCCAUCUUUCCUUUCAUCGCUUUGGGCAAAACCUUCUUCAUGCAUCGUUUCCACUUCACACCGGAUCAAGCUAAUAACGUCAAUUCGAUUGUGUAUUUAAUCUCGGCUAUUGCUUCGCCCGUUUUCGGCUUUGUUAUCGACAAAACCGGUCGCAAUGUCAGCUGGGUAUUUUGCGCAACAUUCACCACAAUUGGCGCACAUGCGCUGCUUGCAUUUACACUUCUUAACCCAUACAUUGGUAUGAUCAUUAUGGGUCUGUCGUAUUCCAUGUUGGCCGCUAGCCUUUGGCCACUAGUUGCUUUGAUCAUUCCCGAGUAUCAAUUGGGCACAGCUUAUGGCUUCUGUCAGUCUGUGCAAAAUCUUGGUCUGGCCGUAAUCACCAUUGUUGCUGGCAUGAUUGUCGAUCGCAGCGACGGCAAUUACGUUUGGGUUGAACUCUUCUUUAUGGGUUGGCUGACAGUUGCUUUAAUUUCCACCUGCGUAAUCUGGGGCUAUGACAAGAAGGUGAAAGGUAACCUGAAUAUGACGCCAGCACAACGUGUCCAAUAUGCUAGCGCAAUGUAUGUGAAAUUCUAAUGAAAUGAAAAUGCAAACGCAAACAAGCGUGCUGCAAAUCAGGAUAAUGGUGUGUACUCCAGUGAUCAGGAGCCGCUGCUGGAUGAUUAAAAAGUAUGCGAAAACAGUAGUUUCGGCAAACAACAUCGUGAGCGUGAGAGCUAGAGAGAUCGAGAGAGGGAGAGAGUAUUAGAACACACGGAUUACAGGGCGUGCGUGGCUGGUGGAGGCUGUAAUUUGCAGUAGGCCAAACAAAAAACACUAAUCAUAAUAAUCCUUGUAGUUAUUGUAAUUGUAACAAAAUUGAUUUUCGACGGUACCACCAAAUAGCCUAUUGGCGCAUAUCACUACUAACCUAUAUUCAUCUGCAUAUUUAACGCGAUCCCUCAAAUGCACUUAUAGUGUUGUUCUUUAUGCUAUACCUAUUGGUGAUUUUUUUGAUUUUUACAUUUUACGAAAAUAUUUUUUUUAUCGAUACAUUUACAAUUUAGUUAAAAACCACAUUUUACAACAUAACCAAUUUAUUUUUUAAGCGCAAAUCAAACAAUUUAACACAUGCAAUAUAUAUUCUUUAUUUAAAAACUCGUAACGGCGUUCGCAACAAAAUACAACAUGUUAGAUCAAAGCUGAACCUGUUGUAAUGUUUUCAACAUUUGUAAACACUAGUAUUUUACAAGCAUUUGGCAUUUCUUUAGCAAAUAAUUUUUAGGCAGCAAAAUUAUGUAAAUUUCCAACAAAUAAAAAUAAAAUUUAAAAUAAAGACAACAAACUAUUUAGAUAGUAACAUAAAGCAAAAUUUUGUGAGCGCGUUAAGUGUUUGUCGUCCCUGUUGACGCAAAUUUUAAAUAUAUAGCUUUUAGUGGCAAAAUUAAUGUUGUAACAUAAUGUUAACUAUUUCUCUAUAUUAGCAAUGGAAUCGCUUCGAAAUGUGUAUUUAUUGUUGACUUUUAAAUGUAUAUGUGUGUAUUAUGCGCAUUAGAGAAAAAUAAAAUUAAAUAUAUACAAGCAAACAUAAAAUAAAUGAUAAUACAAUAAAUCUCUCACAAAUAUCAUAACUACAUUUUAGAUAUAAAAUAUAUGCAACUAAUCAAUUAUCAUAUUUACAAAUAUACAUACAAACAUAUAUCAUAGAAAUAUUUAUAUUUAAAUGCUAUAAGUGAAUGUUGAAUUUGGCUGCGUGCAGACGGUUGUGCGCGGCUGCGGAUGAGUUGUUAUGUGAUUUAGCAAAAGACCAAGAAUAAAGAACAAAAAAAAAAUACAUAAAUAUAUACAUACAUAUUUAAAAUAACGAUGUAUAAAGAACUAAUGUUUACAACCGUAUAAAUAAAAGAAAUUAAGCUUACACAAGA